AUGAUAUUUCUUUACUCUGUAAGUUUGAUUAUCAUAGAUUUCUGGCAUAAGACUUGGAAAUCUAGAUUGAUAUCUUUCUCCAAUAUCGAUCAUUUCAUCUUCUCCUUCUUCUGCUAAUUUCAUAACAUCGUCUUCGGUAAAAGUGAUUUUCCACUCUUUGAAUAAGUCUACAUCUUCUUCUGUAAAUUCUGUUUUGCUCUCUUUAUAGUUAUCUAGGAUAAUUUUUUGUAACUUCGGCAGUUUUUCAAUCAUGGGUAUUAUGUACUUCUUACCAGGAUAUCUUGUACCAUGUCUUAAAAUUAACCAUAUCUUUCUUGGAACACAACCUAUGAUUGAUAAAAGAAAUUUUUUAUUUAUACUGAAUAGAAAAGAUAUUUCAUACUUAGUUAUUAAAUUAGAUAUUACCUGAGUAUUCAAGAGGAGAAUCAUCAUUAUUUGAUAUAAAUCUAUAUGGUGUUUUAGUUCCUAGUCUACAUCUAUAAUCUUUAUUGUUUAGAAGACAAUUAUGAGCAAAGAUAAAUGUUGCACUUAUUGUAUUAAUAAUUAAAAAUACUUCAAUAUUUAACAGCAUUUUUUUGUUAAUUUUUACAAUCUGAAACAUUGAAAAUUAAUACAUAUUGAAAUUACAUGAACUAUCCAGCUUAAAACAAUAUUGAGAUAUUAUUUGCACAAAAGUAUUCAAAACAAUUUAACUUUUGCAUUGCAUAAUUUCCUAAUAUGUACAUACACACAUUCCUUAAUGAGCUUCUAAUGCAGUUAUACAAUUUUUAGCAUUUAAUAUUGGUAAUGUAAUUUAAUAAACCUUGAAAUACAGUCAAUUAAAUUAAAAACAAGAAGAUCAAAUUGCAAAAAUAUAAAAAAGUUAAGCUCUAGCGAUAAAAAUAUUAAAACUUGAACAUAAUCCAAUAAACUAUAUUGUCCCGAAGAAGAAGAUACCCACGCCCAUAACUUUCUAAAGAUUAUUUGACUUGUGUUAUAACAACCGUUCGUUAUUCAACUAAUGUAACAUAACUUUUAUUCAAAAAAAUUGAAAAUUAAACGAAAGUAUAAUUCAAAAUUAGUUCGUACUUAUUUAUCGUGAAAUUAAAUUGUAUUUCAUAUCCUAACCUUAUACUUUCGAAUACGUGAUGUUAUCAUUAACAAAUAUAUGAAUAUCUUUCUUUUGCAAUAAUAUUUAUAUACAGUUUUUGUCUGCACAAUAGAAAGAAUUGUAAUCUAUUUAAUCCAUCGUGCAAAUGAAUUAAACUUAGUUGGAAGGUAUGUUUGUAACAAAUUAUUAUUAUAGUGAUUGAAAGAGCUAUUAUAAAUGUUUAUAUGAUAUAAUGCAUUUUUAUAAUUUAGAUGGGGAAAAAAAGAAAUAUUCAACCACCACCUGUAUCAGUGCCUAGUCGUGUGAAGGUUGAAAUAAAGGAUGAAUUAGGUAAUAGAAAGUAUUGUUUAUAUGCAAUUAUUAAAUGAAUCCAUAUAAAGCAAUUGAUAUUAAAAUAUAUUGUUUUAGGAGACAGUGAUGUACUUGUUGCAAGAGAUCGUUUAAAAGGUGCUCUUAGAGAGUUAUUACAACAUAGUGAUACAGGAUCCUCGGCAGAUUCAAGUGAAGAAAGUUCUGCACAAGAUUAUAGACAUUCAAUGAAAAAAAUAGAUAACAUGUAUAGAACAAAAUCAAUGUGUUUUCAACAACCACGUAAAAUAAGACGUCGUAGACAAAUACAAAUGGAUACUGCAUUUCAUCAUACUUAUGUUAUGAAGUUAUUUGAUAGAAGUGUUGAUUUAGCACAAUUUCAAGAAGAUACACCACUUUAUCCCAUAUGUAGAGCUUGGAUGGCAAAUCAACCAAGAAAUCCUAAUCUUGUACCAAAAGUACGCAGUCCAAGUCCAGAAAUAGUAAAUGAAAUUAACAUAAGUAACAAUAUAUUGGACAGUAAUGGAGAAGUUCGUGAUGUUUAUUAUUUGCCACCUCCAUUACCUUGUGAAGAAGCUAUACCUAGAAACCGUAUACCUUCAGCAAUACCUAGAGAAAAAGAAGAGUUGAACUUGGAUUAUGACGGACAAACCCUAAAAUCACGAGAAAUGUUGUUAAGAGAACACAGAGUACAUUGGAAUGCUAUGCGCAAAAAAUGGCAUCAACAAGCACACAAGAAUGAACAACGUUUUACGGAAAGUGCAAGUAUAUUAAACACUAUAUUUAAGAGGUAUAUAUUCAAGAUCGUGAAAUUAUGUGGAGAAACAAAUAGAAUUAUAUAAAGAUAUUGCUCAGAUUAUAUUUUAUAAUGCGAAACGUAAUUUUAUUAUAAAAACAUUAUUUCUAUUUCAGGGCACAAUCAGAAUUUGAAUAAUCCAUUACCUGGCAGAUUGAUCACUGUCACUGAU
This is a messenger RNA of Heterotrigona itama, 2367 nucleotides long. Lineage: Eukaryota; Metazoa; Arthropoda; Insecta; Hymenoptera; Apidae. The record is from the annotation of a GenBank genome assembly.